Nannospalax galili (Upper Galilee mountains blind mole rat) is the source of this 2219-nucleotide messenger RNA. RefSeq names its product ess-2 splicing factor homolog (gene Ess2). The record is from RefSeq and is a predicted model, not a curated record. Lineage: Eukaryota; Metazoa; Chordata; Mammalia; Rodentia; Spalacidae. The transcript has 10 exons. Bases 30 to 1463 code for a protein of 477 amino acids. Gene Ontology annotation, cellular component: catalytic step 2 spliceosome.
UACGCCUCCCGAGAGGUUCUGGGAUUGCGAUGGGGACGCCCGGGUCCUCGGCCGGAACGCUGUUGCUGCCCUCCGCGUCCGGGCCCCCGAGGAAGCGCACGGCGACGGAGGCUGGGGCUACAAGGAGCAAGCAGCGGGUCCUGGAUGAGGAAGAGUACAUCGAGGGCCUUCAGACAGUCAUCCAGAGGGAUUUCUUCCCCGAUGUGGAGAAGCUACAGGCACAGAAAGAGUACCUGGAGGCAGAAGAGAAUGGAGAUUUGGAGCGCAUGCGCCAGAUUGCCAUCAAGUUUGGUUCUGCCCUGGGCAAGAUGUCUCGAGAACCCCCACCACCCUAUGUGACUCCGGCCACCUUUGAAACCCCUGAUGUACAUACAGGCUCUGGUGUGGUGGGCAGCAAGCCCCGGCCCCAGGGUGGAGACCUCGAGGAUGCAGGAGAGACUGGAGAAGAGGAGGAGAAGGAGCCGUUGCCCAGCCUGGAUGUCUUCUUGAGCCGCUACACAAGUGAGGACAAUGCCUCCUUCCAGGAGAUCAUGGAGGUGGCCAAGGAAAAGAGCCGCACCCGCCAUGCCUGGCUCUACCAGGCUGAGGAGGAGUUUGAAAAGCGGCAGAAAGAUAAUCUUGAACUCCCAUCGGCAGAGCACCAAGCUAUUGAGAGCAGUCAGGCUGGCGUGGAGACCUGGAAGUACAAGGCCAAGAAUUCCCUCAUGUAUUACCCUGAGGGUGUCCCUGGUGAAGAGCAGCUGUUCAAGAAACCACGUCAGGUAGUACAUAAGAACACACGUUUCCUUCGGGACCCUUUCAGCCAGGCCCUGAGCAGGUCCCAGCUCCAGCAGGCAGCAGCUCUCAAUGCCCAGCACAAACAGGGCAAGGUUGGCCCAGACGGCAAGGAGCUCAUUCCCCAGGAGUCCCCCAGAGUAGGUGGCUUUGGAUUUGUUGCCACUCCUUCUCCUGCUCCUGGUAUGAAUGAGUCCCCCCUGAUGACGUGGGGGGAAGUUGAAAACACUCCCCUAAGAGUCGAAGGGUCAGAGAGCCCCUAUGUGGACAGGACACCAGGACCAGCUUUCAAGAUUUUGGAGCCAGGACGCAGGGAACGGCUGGGCCUGAAGAUGGCCAAUGAAGCAGCUGCCAAAAACCGAGCUAAGAAGCAGGAAGCCUUGCGAAGAGUGACAGAGAACCUGGCCAGCCUUACUCCCAAAGGCCUGAGUCCAGCCAUGUCCCCCGCCCUGCAGCGCCUAGUGAGCAGGACAGCCAGCAAGUAUACAGAUCGUGCCCUCCGGGCCAGCUAUACACCAUCCCCAGCACGCUCAGCCCACCUCAAGACCCCAGCUGGUGGGCCACGGACCCCCACAAGCACACCAGCACCUGGUUCUGCCACACGAACACCGCUUACCCAGGACCCAGCCUCCAUCACAGACAACCUGCUGCAGCUCCCUGCCCGGCGCAAAGCUUCAGACUUCUUUUAGAGCCAGGCCUAGGCUGGGGCUGUGGACAUUUUGUAAGACACUUUGUGAGACACAUUGUGGAGUUUGCAAGGCAGCUCUCUACCACUCAGAGGACACCAACCCUUGGAGGCCCAGGCCAUAGGUGGUUGAUUAUCCCAGGAACCACAGGCAUAAGGUGCCAUGCCACAGCCAGGCUGACACAGGAUAUUGACCACUCCCUUGGAAAUAUGCUGUCUCCCAGGGUCCUGUUGAAACUGUUUUCUAUUUAACAUCCACAUGAACCAUCAUUAAAGAACACCUGGCAUACUCUGGCCAGGUUGCCCUUCCAUGCUGCUGCCUGAACAGGCCCAGAAGUGCCCUGGGACCCACUUUUGCAUCUCAGAACUUUAAAACUAGAGCCCAUUAUGGGAAGGAAACAGUGGGUGGCUCUCAGAGCUACCUUCUGAGCUGAGCACACACCUGACUGCUUUCCACUGUGAAGGGUAGCAUAGAAUCAAUCGUUGUGCUCCUCAGGGUUACCCAACACUGUGGAUUCAGGUCCACAACCUCUCAGGCAGGCCUGACCCUUUGGUUUGUUGGUUACAUGAUGGUGUAGGUCCUACAUGUCAGGCUCCACCCCAGCAUCAGUUACUUUCUUGUGAUUUCAGCUGUUAACUACCAGCACCUGGCUCCCAGCUCAAGUGGGGCUAGGCUGUCUUCACUGUCCUACCCUCUGCUUACCCCACUGCUCUUGGCACUGCCUGUUGAGGCACCAACCUUACCUCAACCUGGGCUGUA